This is a messenger RNA of Pieris macdunnoughi, 1185 nucleotides long. NCBI's taxonomy places the organism in Eukaryota, Metazoa, Arthropoda, Insecta, Lepidoptera, Pieridae. The record is from the annotation of a GenBank genome assembly.
AUGAUGACUCUGAGGCUUAAGAAAGCCGAAACGAAUAUGAAAGGUAAAAGUAAAAAUGGCCACGCUACACGACGAUCUCUAUUUAGUUCGGAAGAUCCUGAGAAGAUGGCUGAUGAAUUAGACAAAAUUAAACGACAUACGAUAAAGCAGCCAGAAAAGUCUAGAGAAUUUUGCUCAUACUUUUAUGGUAGAAAAGAAUCGACUGAUCCAUUUUAUCUUGUUACAUCUCAUGCGACGUCGUCCCCAAAAUCUGCGAAGAACACACAUAAUGUCCUAAAAGAACAAGUGUUUACGACAUACCCAACUUUUGUACCAGGUCUGCAUUGGAGCCCCUCCUUAGACAGCUUCACUGACGAUGGUCAAGAUGAGCAAGAUUAUGUUUGUAGAAGAUGUAGAAAUUGCAAAGAAACAUUUGUGCCUGAAAGAAGAGUGUUCAAAGAUAACAUUAUUAGGUUUUGUGAUAACAGUACAAUGACAUUUAAUGUAAACGAUGCCGCCUGUGAAGUUCCACGUCCGCGAGCUGCCUAUUCCUCGACUAUUUCUAUAACAGCAUCCGAUAUAGCAGUUAGAGACGAACCCGAGCCCCAGGUACGUUUUACACCUACUCCUAUUCUUAAAAAAGUUGAGGAUGACAGCUUUAGCUUGAGGUAUUGCGAGCGAAGUCCUGUGGAAGUAGCAGAAAUAGAGGAUGAUGAUUUAGAUUACAUGUACAUAGAGCCUUGCCCAAAACCACGACGGGCGAGGUUACCCACGUGCCCAAAGCUUAAUGAAAUUUCACCUGAAUGCUCUGAACCAAGGAAGAAUAUAUAUAAUGAAGGCAUUAGUGACGCAAUAGCUAAUAAUUUCCCUAAUUACCUCCCGUUGGCAAAUAGAAUGCAGGUACCAGCAAAGAGAAAUUAUAGUAGAACUUCUGUUUUCAGUAAAAAUAUUGAAAUUCCUUUCGCACAUCAGGGCAGCUCGAAAUAUCACCACGAAUGUAAAGCAGAAGGCAAAAAGCAGUGUUACAGUAUUCAGGAGGAAGUGAGGCUAGCAUCGAAACCACGGAAUCUGAGGCCCUCCCACCCCGGAGGAUUGGAGCGCUGCGACCUUGCGCCGUGUGGCAGAUUGCCCAGAAGAGUUUUGAGUUCCGAACGCGAUAUAGAUUCAUAUAUACUGAAACAAAAUAGGAAACCAAAAUUUUUUUGA